Molecule: messenger RNA, 9399 nt
Organism: Pangasianodon hypophthalmus (striped catfish)
Lineage: Eukaryota; Metazoa; Chordata; Actinopteri; Siluriformes; Pangasiidae
Gene: nrxn1a
Product: neurexin 1a
Exons: 7
Coding region: 6435-7790 (451 amino acids)
Source: RefSeq, a predicted model, not a curated record
CCUUACUCCUUAAGUGUGAACAGAUUCUGAAACAUGAGACUACUGAGAUCCAUCAUUUACCCAACUUGUCAGGCUGAUUGCCAAAAAUGGCUGUGCAAAUGGUUUAACAGACACAGAGUGUCUCUAAAUGACACUGAUUCAGCUAGUCUUUAAAAAUAUCCAGACUUAAAGGGAACAUGAUGAAACAUGAGUCCAAGUCCAUGCCCGGUCUAGACUGAGUAAAAACUGUGGUGACUAAUGUGGUGAGAGUCCAAAUAAGAGCAAAGAAAUCAAGUCUGUUUUGAGACCAGACAUUCAGCACAAUUUAGCUGGCAAAAUUUCAUUUUUGGAGUCUUUUGAGAGCUACAGAUUCACUUGGUCAGUUAAUUUCACUGUCUAAUUAGAGGUUGUGGCUAUAAUCAGCAUAAAAUUGUACUUGUUUAGUAAUUCUGGCUUUUAAGCAUACCACAAGAGGGUAAACGGAAUAGGAAUAGGAAUUUACAGGAGUAAGAAUUUAUAUCCCCUGAAUUGACUCAAAAUGUGAUCAAGAAAGUAAAUACAAAUUUUAUUACUUCCACCAUGACACAACCAAAAUAAAAUAGACCCAAAAACAAUUUGUAAGAGUUAAAACAAUUUGCUUCAGUAUAAAUUAUAUAAAAGAAACAAAAAAUACAAUUAUAAUUUUAGAAUUGAUUAUAAAUAAAUAAAUAGAGACUAAUACAAAGAACAGAUACAAACCAAAGUAAAAUUAGCAGCAAACUGAAAACGAGUCCAACACAUUAGGAAACAAAACAUAUUGCUUCCAUACUGCAGCUCAACACAACACACAGCUGCUGUUUGCUUUAUACUCUGACACAAAUGAUCAUUCACCCAGCACUCAUAAUAUUCAAAGUGUCUCACUGGUACACCACUAGGGGGCAUGAUAGGACCACACUGAGCCAGAAGCUUGAAAAAUAUCACUAGUUUAUGGACACGUGUGUCUCAGUCCUCUGCGGCAAAGAAUGACUAAAACAUUUUUCACACUGGUAUGAAUUAUAUUGCUCAUUUCCAUGUGGAGAGCAUACGUGUGUGUUGUUUAUGAACCUGUUUGUGACACUGCACUGUCUUCACAAAAUAAAAGACUUGCCUACAAAUUGACCCAAGAGCCUCGGAUCUCUCGUACACUCCCAAAGUGCUGAGUGCCAGAAAGCGGAACGACGCAGAAAGUCCUUGAGCUGUUUUAAGAAGCGGAUGUGUUACCACACUGCGAGCCAGCUAGCUGAUAAGAGGCUGCUUUUGUUCUGGAAAACCAUCCACACAGCUCACCUUGCAUCCUCCAUGUCCCUGUCCCUGCAAUGGAGAUGAGAAAAUGUCUCUCAGAGGCUUCAGAUAAGCUAACCUUUCUCAGUCUUGCUUCAUUUUCCCUCCUGAUCUUUUCACUCUACUUUCUCUUUUUUCAUACUUUUUUCUAAAACCUUUUCUCGCACAUGGUCAGUACAAGGACUCUUAUAAAAUUGAUAGGAGGAGAAUGUGCAAUCCUUCGUUUUAACACAUACCACUGAGUCAUGGACACCUACACAUUCACAUUUUUCGUUAACUGCCAAAUCAUUUUUGUUUCCUCUCACACCUACUGCCAUAUUCAUAAAUUUGAAAGGACAACAUAUUCAGCAGCCAUUCAUACCCACAUGCUAAGGGAUUGGUCACUAAAUCAUAGAGAAAUGAGUGACUCAUUCUAUGUCUCCUACUCUGCUGCUGGCUGGAGAUUGUACUGUAUUUCUCUCUUUGUAGAGAUUAAAUUUUCCUGUAAUGAUAAGAACACACAACAGUUUUGACCUUGCUAGAAUAUUAGGCUUGUUCUCAAAAAAGUGCUUUCUCCAGAAAAUUGGGGAUUGUAGUUAAAGCUAUAGAUUAUUAUUAUUUAUUUUUUUGAUACUGAGGUUACAGUUAGGGUUAGGGGUAGACAAACCAUUAUUUAGCACUUUAAUGGUAACACAUAGGUCAAUGGAAAUAUUCAGGAGCCUCUGCACCAAAUGAACUGCAACAGAUCCUUACAGUGAUGAACAUAAUGUACAUGCAUAGCAGCCUGUGGCAUACCAAGCUGAGAAAGAAAUAGUGCCAACCAAAGCUGACUGCUGAUCACACAGUGAUCUUGCCUUAUGUUUCUGUGAAAAGCUGUACACAUCACAAAAACUAAACACUUACUGGCCACUUUUAUAGGAACACCUGUACACCUGUUCAUUCUAACAAUUAUCCAGUCAGCUAAUCAUCUAACAGCAUUGCCGUGCACAAAUACAUGCAGAUACAGGUCAAAAACUUCAGUUAAUGUUCACAUCAAACAUCAGUAUGGGGAAAAAUCUGAUCUCAGUGACUUUGACAAUGGCAUGGCUGUUGGUGCCAGAUGGGCUGGAUUGAGAAACUGCUACUUUCAGAAACUACUGAGCUCCUUAGAUUUUCAUGCAAAAGAGUCUCUUGAGUUUAUACAGAAUGGUGCAAAAAACAAAAUACAUCCAGUGAGUGGCAGUUCUACAAGCAGAAAUGCCUUGAUGAUUAGAGAGGUCAGAGGAGAAUAGCCAGACUGGUUUGAGCUGACAGGAAGGCUACAGUAACUCAAAUAACCGCUCUUUACACCUGUGGUGAGCAGAAAAGCAUCUCAGAAUGCACAACUUGUCAAACUUUGAGGCGGAUGGACUGCAACAGCAGAAGACCACAUAGGGUUCAACUCCUUUCAGCAAAGAACAAGGUUGUGAGACUACAAUUUGCAUAGGCUCACAGAAACUGGACAGCUGAGGAUCGAGAAAACAUCACCUGGCAAUCUUCAACUGUCCAGUUUUGGUGAGCCUAUGCCCACUGUAACCUCAGACUCCUCUUCUUAUACAGUAUAAAACUCAUUUAAGUUAUAUAAUUAGACCUUAAGGACUGUUGUACCUUAAAUGGGCACAUUAUGCUUAAAAAAUGACAUGGAAUUGAGCAUUCUAAUUCCAGUGACAAGCAAAGGUGAAGUUUACUACCUUCUUGGUCCCUUUUUUGCAAAAAUAUAUAGCUAGCUUUAGCAGAUGGGUUGGAAAGUUUGAGCACAUUAGCAGAUUUUUUUUACCCCCAUUUUCUCCCAGUUUGGUUGCUGCCAAUCUCUACCCACUAGUCCUUCUUUAUCACACAACAGCUUGCUCAUUGCCGACUAGUGCAUUAAACGCCACAAAGACUAUGGUUGAUAGUUGGGAUCUGAUGGUCGACAGUUGUCUUGGGGCAUCAGGGUUGUUAAAGUGGACUAAUGUCCUAAGUCCUCAAUCACAUAAUGCCACAUAACUGCUUUCUAUCUCCAGACAGAAGAUUAAUCAAGAGCCCAUUCACAGCUAUCCUGCUCAGAAAAUACUUUCCCUAUCUGUAAUAGGGAGUAUCGCACACAUACACAACCAACCCUGCACCCAAACUGUUCACCAAUUGCUGUGUGAAUAUCCCAAAUGUGUAAUUAUGUCAAUCUGGUACUUAUCACUUUCAUCAAUGCAUAACUCACUCUUGUUCACACACCCUCGCAGCAAGUUUGACAAGCAAAGUAGCACUUUGAUUUCUGUCAGUUAUCAUGGGACACUGUUGAAUGUUGUGAUUAAAAGGGGAAAGUGAUGAGAACAGGCCAUGCCGCAGACUGCGUGCUGAUUAGCUAUGCAUAAGUGCACUUAAGCAGACUGAUACAGGUCUGAUAUGGUGUGCUAAGGAUAAAAAAUGACCACACUGACAUGUUGGAGGUAAAGAUAGAUAACACACUCCUGCUCCGAGAAAUUAAAUCUGAUACGAUUGUGCUGUUCACCGGUAAAAAUAGCCCCCUGUCCCCUUUCAAAUGGAACAUCUUUUCUACAAAGCAAUGCAUCAUUUUUAAUUAACUUGCUGCUAUCAGCAAUCUCCGCUGUAAUAAAAAGUCAAUAUUCUCAAGUUAGAGUGGUCGUGGUGGUUGUGGGAGGUGGAUGUUCUUACUUUAACACAUUUUCUGAAAUCAUUAGACAGAUGGAGAAGUGUGGAGUAAAGUAAAUGUAAAUGUGGAAAGAAAGGAGAACUAAUAAUAAGGCUAAGAAGAAUAAGUGUUUCCCAAAAGGACAAAAAUCUACCUGCAUCACAACAGAAAAAUCAUUCAGUGCAACACAAUAUGAGAUGCAUUAUACUGAAAGAGUGAGAUAUUGCAAAGAAAAAUGAGAAGGGAAAUCCAUGUAGUUCAACUUUUAGUAUCCUUGCUGUUACAUUAUGUUUGACUACUUCAAUGCAAGUGUUGUGUUCAAAGUUCCUUUGAAUUAGCUUUUGAGGUUAACUGAAGUGAACGGACUUAAACGUGGUUCAACCAGGUAUGUGUUACUACAAGGCAGUCUGCUACCACCAGGUGGCAACCUUGUAAGCAGUACAAUCUCUCUUUUUUUUUUGUCCCAAAAUGUCAAUGGGAAAUCCAUUUUUAAAUACAUCAGAUUACACCUGAGUGUUUAUAUUUAAUCAUUUAUUCCACUAAUGUGCCAGUGUUUUGUGUCAUUUGCUUGAAUCCCACUGAAAAAUAUAGUCUUCAGAAUGACUUGCUGUGAUUUCCCUCUGAAGAUUGAAUGAUUUUCGAGACCCCAGUGAAGCAGCUCUAACAGCUCAACUUUGUCAGCUAUAAUUAUGCGGCGCUAACAGUCCUAACUGCAAGAGUGAGAGCUCCGCACAUGGGAGGAUAUGACAUGAGCCACACUUUCGGCUUUCCCAAGUUCACAGCCCAAACACAGCCGGUGUUGGGAUACAUACAGUGCAGUACCUGUAGGCUUUAUUAUCCUUUAUUUCAUGCACACACGUCACAUUGUUUAUGGAGGUGUGAUAGUUUGCUAUAAUGGGGGUUGACACUAUAAUAAUCUCAGGUAGUGGUUAGGCUUGGGUGUAAAUUACUAGUAGUUUUGUGAUUUCCUGUUAUGCUGGUUUAGGAGGUUAUAUUUCACUGUUUUUCUUUUGGUGCUAUAUUCUUCAAUAUUUUUUGUCUUUCAUACAGAAAUAAUGGUGCCCAUUAUUUAUUUAUUUUUAUCCUGUGUCUGGUUGGUUUAGUGCUUCCUGAAGCGUUGCUCGCUAAGGCUACUGUUUCCACGGCAUUGACUUGUCACUGUCCAUGGUGCUGAAGUUCAUACAAAGGACUGGGCUUAUGUCAUACAGGCUCUGAGCGUGUUAAGCACAGAAAUUCCAAGGACUGACUGUUCGCUCUCAGACAUUAUGAGAACAAAAUGAAUUCAUCCCACUGAGUUUGGGACAAAGUGUGAGAAUAGAACUUUGGCAGGGUUUAAUUGUGUAAUAAGCCCAGCCAGCCAUUUCUCUCUCUCUCCUUUGUCUUUCGCUUCCUCUCUCACUCUGAAUCCCAGCUGAGCUGCACCUGCCCACUGAACCGCCCCCCUCUUGCACCUCUUUUCUCCUAACAGAGAGAAGGAUAGAAUGAGACAGGGAGAGGAGGCUGGAUAAACAAGAAGAGAGUGCAGCCUUGCACAGCCUUGCAAUCUUCCACGAUAGAGGGGGAGGGAUAGAGAAAAGUGAAACAGAGAGAAUAAGGGAGAGAGAAGGAGGAGGGGGAGAAAAAAAAGCCAACCGGGCUCCACUGUUCUCUUUCUCUCCUUUUCUCGCUCUACUCCACUUAUUCGCCAGGUCUGGCUGGCACAGAAAUAGGCUGCGGUCCUCUACAGAAACUGGACGAGAGAUUAUCGUGAAGAGGGAAUGAAGAGAGAUAAGGAGGAUGAAAUUUGGCUUCAUACUUUGUCUCAUCACUUCUUGUGACUUCGUCCUUGCACACAUGUUUUCAAUACAGCCUACUUUUCUGAGGAGCUCCAUUUUUCCUCCACACUACUAUAUCUUUUUCUUUCAUCUACCACUGCUUUUUUGGUGACGUUUCACCUCAUGCUUCCUCCGAGAGGUGCUGUAGUCGCAACCAGUAGCAGCCAGUGUGCAUGUGUAACUGUGUGGGAGUGUGUGUCGUUUGGGGAGGGGGAGAAGCUCUGUGGAUGGAGUUAAACGCUGCAGCAAUGAUCUCGUCGUGUGUGUGCCACUAGCCACUCCGCUCGUCUCUUUCCCCUGGGCUUGAGGGAUGCAGCCUCCGCUCUAUGGCUUGCAGAUUGAGGCUUUAGAGUAUGCCAGUAAACUCCAGGAGUACUGGGAGAGCGCAGAUGAAGACUUCUCUCACUGUUCUUCCUUCAGAUCUACUGGAAUAUUGCCCUGGAUUCUCAUGUUUGCCCAGUUCUUUCUCCUGACGGAUUUCCACUUUUGUGCAGAAUGUAGAACUGCUCGUUCUACUUAAAUGCAUCAUUAUGACAGUCCCAGAUACUUGAAGAAUCUUCCAAUCAGGGUGGAUUUUAUUUUGUGUUGUUACCUUGGUGGUCUGUCGCUGAUGUUGUCCCAUUGCACGGUAAGAGUAAAAAGCAUGAGAGAGGACAUGAGUUGCCAGGUGUUCUGAGUGUUCCCCCCCUGCUUGUGCUCAGUAAUUGGACUGAGGAAGCAUGUGUGGAAAAGCAGCAUGUGUGGGGUCCGGUGUGGCUCCUCUUCGCCUGAGCUCCACUCUGCUCCCGCUAACGCUGUGUCUGAUCCUCUGGGAGCCUGUUCCAGCCUUCAGCUCAGCCACCGCUACGUCCGGGGGUCAGGGAAACCAUUAUCAAGCUCAGGACAUGCCUCAUCAGAGAUCCCACGCCUCCCUGCGCUCAGGCCACACGGGAACUACGUACAUAUUUGGGCGUGAUGGUGGGUUGAUUGUGUACACCUGGCCACCCAAUGACAGGCCAAGCACGAGGGCGGACCGUCUUGCAGUUGGCUUCAGCACGCAGCAGAAGGACGCAGUGCUGGUCAGAGUGGACAGCUCAUCUGGCCUCGGAGACUACUUGCAAUUGCAGAUAGACAAAGGCAAUAUCAGAGUGGUGUUCAAUGUGGGCACAGAUGACAUAAAUAUUGAAGAAACCUCAAAGUUUGUAAAUGAUGGAAAGUACCACAUAGUUCGCUUUACAAGGAGUGGUGGUAAUGCCACUUUGCAGGUGGAUGAUCUGCCAGUCAUUGAGCGAUACCCAACAGGCAACAUUGAUAACGAACGCCUGGCGAUUGCUAGACAGCGAAUCCCAUAUCGGCUCGGUCGAGUAGUUGACGAAUGGCUACUCGACAAAGGUCGGCAGCUCACCAUCUUCAACAGCCAGACUACCAUAAAGAUCGGUGGUGGUGAACGGGGCAGUCGGCCAUUUCAGGGCCAGUUGUCUGGCCUGUACUACAACGGCCUCAAAGUGCUGAACAUGGCUGCCGAGGGUGAACCCAACGUGCGCGUGGAGGGCAGCGCCCGUCUGGUUGGUGACUUGCCCUCCUCGUCCAUCACACCCCAGUCCAGUGCCUCUGCCUCGGGCAACCGCUCUGAAGCUUCGCCCUCAUUGACGGACAUCACCACCACCACGGCGUCCAACCGACAGGGCAAGCAGACCACAACACCACAGGACGAUCUGUUAGUAGCAUCAGCUGAAUGUCCCACUGAUGAUGAAGACAUUGACCCAUGUGACCCAACCUCAGGUGGGUUAGCGCACCCUCCCUUGCCGGAAGCGAAAGGUUACCCGAGCCCGGAGGUGAUCCGCGAGUCCAGCAGCACCACGGGCAUGGUGGUGGGCAUCGUAGCAGCCGCCGCCCUCUGCAUCCUCAUCCUCCUCUACGCCAUGUACAAAUACCGCAACCGUGACGAGGGCUCGUACCACGUGGACGAGAGCCGCAACUACAUCAGUAACUCAGCCACACAGCCCAACGGAGCUGCGGUCAAAGAAAAACCCAUCGGCGUGGCCAAGAUCUCUAGCAAGAACAAAAAGAACAAAGACAAAGAGUACUACGUCUGAUCCCACAGACUUUUUCCCCUCCCAGUUCCUGUGUUCAGAAGCACACAGGCGAAAGGGAGGAGACACCAACCCUGUGUAUAGUAAUUAAGAGGAAAAAAAGCACAGUCUUAGUUUUAACUGAGACACAGAUAUACUGUUACUAACAAUAAGAACAUAUACUUUAUACUCAAGCACACAUGAACUAUACAAAGCUAUGCGUGUGUACAAAAGGAAUUGAGUGAGAAUGACAGGAACCUUGAAAUUGAAAAUCAAUCCUCUGGACAGGGACAAGCCAGUACAACCCUGUAUGCUAGGGUGAAUCUCUUAAAGACAUGGCCACUGGUCAGAACUGAGGUCUUACUGUGUUUCAUAUUAUGUUGCCUGUGUAUGUGUUACUGGGACAUGCCCUCUACAUGCAGAAAAUCCAUAAACAUCUGGAAAAUUAAAAAGACAUUCACUAAAUGAGAGGAAAAAGAGACUUAUUACACUGAGAAGCUACCUACUGUAUGAUCGUUCAAUCAGCCAAAGUAUUCGCCCCCUCUUUUCUAAUGGCAGUGUUGGCCAUCUGGAGACAGAACCAAACUGAAGAUAAAGAUGAAGGAUCCAAACAUAAGUCAAUAUCAAGGAUGAAUACCUUGGGUCAAAGAGGACUAUGGAGGCCUUAUUAUGAAGCAAAGUGUAAAAUCGAUCGUUGUUUUUGUUUGUAUGUUUGUCAUGAUAAUGACAGCAGCGAUGCGGUGGUGAUGCUGAUGAUUAAGGUAAAGAACGGUGGGGUCGUUUGGCGAUAGUUUGAGAAAUACUCCAUGCACGUGAAGUAUCUUAUUACAUAUGUUUAUAUACGGUGCAAAGACUAUCUAUGUGUGCUCUCUGGACUGUGGCUGAAGUGGUGUUUUAUAGCCUGUUAUAUAGAUGAUGCCAACUACAGUAUACCUGCUCUUCAAACAUUUUCUAGUAAAAGCAACUGGGAAAAUGAUUAAAAACAGAAAAAAAUCUAAAUGUUAAUGUGUUGCUAUAGAGAUAGAACCGUUUCUGCCAUUAGCUAUGAACCUUUGGGCUCCUGUAUUUUUUUUUCUCCUUUAUGCGCACCUUCAAUGCCAGUAUUUUAUUUCUGCCACUACCUUUUGUUUUCGCAACUACUCCUCGUGUCAACAUACAAAAGACACAAACACCAGUUUCGUGUUUGGAAAAAAGCAAACCAUCGCAAAGUAAAAUGAUUGGAAUUGUUGAAGCAAUAUCAUUUUGCUAUUCUGACAUGGAUUUAUUAUGAGAUGACAUCAUGAUGUAAAAAAAUGACAGUGAACUGGAUCCCAAAAUAUUAUGUAUUGAAAUAUUUCAGCCAGAAGACACAAAUCUCAACAAGAACUAAAAAUGUAUUGUUUGUGAACACUCCUCUUUGCUAUAUUGUACUACACUGAAUGCACAAGAGGCACAAAAUACAUAAAAUUUCAGAAUAAAUGUUAGAUUUUUGUUUGUUUUUUAUUUGUGUUUUUAUUUGUGUACAAUUUUUCUAUGAUACCUUCUUUUGUUUUUAUUGUGACAAUUCUUUAACGACCUCAAAGUGAAGAUUUAUUAUGAAAAAAAUAGUUUUGAAAAAUCGAACAAAUAAAUAAAAUAUUAAUUAAGACUUAAA